Gasterosteus aculeatus aculeatus (three-spined stickleback) is the source of this 2072-nucleotide messenger RNA. It is a transcript of the gene sst5, whose product is annotated as somatostatin 5. The record is from RefSeq and is a predicted model, not a curated record. Gene Ontology annotation, molecular function: hormone activity. Gene Ontology annotation, biological process: regulation of cell migration. Gene Ontology annotation, cellular component: extracellular region. NCBI's taxonomy places the organism in Eukaryota, Metazoa, Chordata, Actinopteri, Perciformes, Gasterosteidae.
UAAAACUGAACAUGACUUUUGACCUUUAAGUGAAUAGGCAACAAAUUCCUUUAUUGCAAUACUGCUAAUUCAAGCAGAUGUUCCUUUCCUUCGAAAUCACCUCACGGGCAAAUAUUGUACUUUUGCACACCUACAUUUUCGUGUGCAAAAGCUUAUUUUUCAGAGAAGUGAAUCCCCUUCCUUAACAAUGCAUCUUCAGAAUUUCAAAUUUUUAGAUGGACAAGGUAUAAUGAGAAUUUCUGCCAGAAUAGGGUGCAUUGCAGUACAAAUGACCCGAUAGUUUACAACGUGUUUAGAAUCAGCAAAACCACGGCCAGUGGGGUCGGCCACCUAUCAGUGUUCAGUGUGAAAUACUAAUAACCCUUAUGCAUCCAGAAGACCAGAGAAGUUAUAUUUAUCUGGUCUUCAAUUUCACAAACCCCAAAACCAAAUUCAAAUAGCAUCAACUCAGUUAAAGAAUAAUAAAAAAAAUCAAUUUAUUAAAAGUUUUUUGUGAUGAUCAAUUAACCCCGGCCCCCCUUGUGGAGGCGUUGGUGGUGUGACUCCAUGACAUCAUCACACCGCUGGAGCACAGCUGGACGUCCCACCCCGCCACUCUGAAAAUGUUACACAAAGCAGAGCCUCAGUGACCGGAGACCUGCCCCGCAGUGCCCCCGUUGGACCCGACGGGCAUCUUCCCCAAGAAAAAGAAGAGGCCGUCACGCACACGCGCGCGACACCCUCCGCCUCUCGAGCGCAAACGCCCCCGUCGAGCGGUCCGCUUUCUUUCUUCUUUUUUUGUUUACAGUCUUGACAUUUAGAAGUUUCUUCGCGUAGAUUCUUCCCAUUAAAAAGAGUAUCUCAUUAACAUUUGAGUCACUUCGAGUCAUUAACGAAGCGCCGCGGCGUCAGACGUCACGUCGAGCGCGUGGACACCCGCGAAGCCGCUGCGUCUAAUCAUCACUGACAGGAUGCAACACACACACACACACACACACACACACACACACACACACACACCUCCUCGUGCCCGGUCUCCUCCACCAAUCGCAUCCUUUUAUUGGCGCGAGGAUGAGGAGGGUUUCGAAGACCAAGUGGCUCAUUCAUCAGCUCCUCGCACGGAAACACGUUGGCGUUCCGCUCUCCCCGGUUCUCCUCGCGCCUUUUUGGACUCGUUCGGAACUCUGCUGCUGCUGCGUGUGUGUGUGCGCGUGUGUGAAGGUGAUGCAGGUUCUCCUCGUGGCCUUGUUCUCCUCGGUGCUGCUGGUGCAGGUCAGCGGGGCUCCACGCGGAGACAUGCCGACGCAGAGGGGAGACCCGGCGGACAACAAGGAUCUCGCGUACUCGAUGUUGCUGAAGUUUGUGUCGGAGCUGACGGCGGCUCGAGGAGGCGAGACGCUCCUCGUGCCGGAGCAGGAGGAGGAGGAGGCGGAAGGGGGGAGGCAGGAGGUGAUGAGGCGACAUCUCCCCCUCACCCAAAGAGAGCGGAAAGCCGGCUGUCGUAACUUCUUCUGGAAGACGUUUACUUCGUGUUAGUACACGCGAAUUAACAAAAGAAAAAACGUACUUUAUUCAUCAGUGUUUGCUCAUUUUGUUGAAAUGCAGUUUUUGGGCUGUUGUAACGAUGCUACGCUGUGUGUUAAGAUUGGCGGAUGUACUGUGUUUACAAUAUUGUUGUCAUUGUGAUUUUGUGUUUUAAAAAGGGGAAUUCGAGUUAUUUGAACUGCUUUACAUUUAGGUAAUAAUGAUUAGAAUCAAAGCUAGAAAGUCUGAGAUAUUCUGAUGCUUAUAGUCUCAAUAAAAAAAAUAAAAAAAAUGGAUCCUACAUUUCUCAUAAUACAAAUUAUUUGCAUAUUUGUUCUGACCGGAUUGAAAUCAUUGUGGUGACCCGUUGGGUUUUGAGCCGCAUUUGUAUAAAAAGCACAAAACAAUUCAAGUGUAUUGACAUUUUAAUAAUUAUUUAUACUACAACCUGUAUUAGGAAAACCGACAUUCACCUGCGUGUUCAAGGCGUUCUCUCACUAAUGUAACUGCAAUUUGUACUUCAAGCUGUUUAUCGGUAAAAAAAAAAAAAAAAAAAAAGCAGUCACCGG